AUGCCUCGGUAUUAUUGUGACUACUGUGACACUUAUUUGACCCACGAUUCGCCUUCAGUUAGAAAGCAACACAAUGCUGGUUAUAAACACAAGGCAAACGUGAGGUUGUACUAUCAGAAAUUUGAGGAGCAACAAACCCAAAGUUUGGUUGACCAAAGAAUCAAGGAGCACCUCGGCCAGCACCUUGGCCAAGCUGCGGCUUACGGGCAAGUUGGUGCAGCUUACAAUCAACAUUUAAUGGCUCAGCGGCCCCGUCUUCCUGUUCUACCAACACCUGGUAUGCCACAAAUGCCUGGAGGUGCACAAAUGGUCCCAGGGAUGAGGCCUCCAGUUUUGCCAAGACCUAUGCCUGGAGCUCCAGGAGGAUAUGGCUCUGCUCCACCCAUGAUGCCAAUGAUGGCUCCACCUGGUGCUCCUGGAAUGCCUGGUCAAUUAAAUGUUCCGAUGAGGCCUCCCACUAUGAAUCCUCCACCAACAGUUCCUGGCAGCACAGCACCAAAUGCUUCUAUUGGUGUCCCUUCUAUGGCUCCACCUCCAAUGUAUCAAUCCAAUCAAACACCACCAACAAGUGGAGGCUAUGAUGGUUUUAAUCCCAAUAACCAACCUCCUGAUUCUAGUCAGUAA
This is a messenger RNA of Prunus armeniaca (apricot), 624 nucleotides long. The record is from the annotation of a GenBank genome assembly. Lineage: Eukaryota; Viridiplantae; Streptophyta; Magnoliopsida; Rosales; Rosaceae.